Molecule: messenger RNA, 1689 nt
Organism: Ooceraea biroi (clonal raider ant)
Lineage: Eukaryota; Metazoa; Arthropoda; Insecta; Hymenoptera; Formicidae
Gene: Fnta
Product: farnesyl transferase alpha
Biological process (GO): protein farnesylation; protein geranylgeranylation
Cellular component (GO): protein farnesyltransferase complex; cytoplasm; CAAX-protein geranylgeranyltransferase complex
Molecular function (GO): protein farnesyltransferase activity; CAAX-protein geranylgeranyltransferase activity
Source: RefSeq, a predicted model, not a curated record
ACACCAUGGUUAUGUAGAGGGCUCGCUCGGAGUGCGGUGGAAUGGUGAGCGGUGUUGCCUCGUAAUGCCUGUAAAUAGCGUAGAAAACAAGUGGAUCUCUCUUCAAUGAGAAUCAAAUAGAACGUAUAGAAUCGACAGGAUUGCGAAUUGCGAGCAGAGAGGGAAGGAGAGAGAAGAGCUGAAAUUGAUUAGGGAAAAAAAUAAGUCGUAGAAUUCUGUAUUAAAGUACAACAUGUCUGACAGUUCGGACGACGACACGAAUUACGCCGACGUUCAGGAAAAAAGACCGUGGGUCUUGUACCAAGACCGCGAUGAUUGGAGAGAUGUAACUCCUUUACCUCAGGAUGAUGGUCCUAAUCCUAUCGUAGCAAUAGCAUACUCCGUAAAGUUCAAGGAUGCCUAUGAUUACUUCCGUGCCAUUCUGAAGAUGGGUGAAAAGUCGGAUCGCGCACUGGCCCUAACCGCUGAUUGUACGUGGCUCAAUCCAGCCAACUACACCGUAUGGCAAUACAGAAGAGAGAUACUUGAAACUCGUAAAGAACAGAAAAGUAAAUUGCUUGAGGAGCUGGAGUACACUGAGCGGAUGAUAAAGUAUAACUCGAAGAAUUAUCAGGUCUGGCAUCACAGGAAAGUCAUCGUCGAGUGGUUGAACGAUCCUGGUGAUGAGUUGGCAUUUGUGGAGACCGUUUUGUGUAAGGAUGCCAAGAAUUACCACGCCUGGCAACACCGUCAGUGGUGCAUACAAACUUUCAACCUGUAUGAUAAAGAAUUGGAAUACGUGGAGCGGUUGUUAAACAAAGAUGUCCGUAACAAUUCUGCUUGGAAUCAGCGUUAUUUUGUAAUAAGUAAUACGACUAAGUUUGAGCAAGAUGUGAUAGAUAGAGAAAUUGACUUUGCGCUGGAAAAGAUAGAACUAGUAAAGGGAAACGAGAGCGCUUGGAAUUACUUGAGAGGGAUACUGUUACAAGAUAGCAAAGGAUUAGGUCACAAUGAGAAAGUAAGACAAAAAUGCGAAGAAAUGUAUAAAAACGGAUGCCGCACUAAUCAUUUGUUGGCCUGUAUGAUCGACAUUUGUCAAGAAAGAUAUCCGUCUAACGAAACCCCAACCUCCUUGUUUCACAUCAAUUUUGCAUCUCAGCUGUGCAAAGAUUUAGCGACAAAACACGAUACCAUAAGGUGGCGAUACUGGGAUUAUGUAGGCAGUCAGCUUGCGGCGAAACUGAAAACUGAAAAUCCGAAUUGAGGAUUAAAACAAUCUUAUGAUGCGAAUUAUUCAAAGAAUUUUAGACAAUGUUUUUACUUGUCAAUCACUAUCAUGGUUGAUGUAUUUUGGCCUCUUGUCUAUAAAUACAUGUUACAAUAAUAGGAAGAACAAUUUUUACGGUUGAUUUUACGGUUAUUAUAUACGGUUGAUUAUAAAACAGAAGAUAUAGUAUUUUUGAUGAUUCUAAAGCAGAAUUUGUAAUUUAAUUUCUCAUAUAUAUCGGGGAUGGUGUCCAGGAAACUUUCAGUCACUGAACUGUUGAAGGUACAUUGAAAAUUUGCAUAUAUAAAAUGCUUUAAUCCACGGUCUGUCAUUGUUUUGUCAACCACAAGAUGCAUCGUUCUGCGUCAUUUAAAAAUAAAAAAAUAAAAUGUUGAUUUAAAAAAUGUUUUAUACAGGCUGUCCGGUAAUAAAUCACUCUGUGA